CGCAGCAACGAUGAACUUUUCCCUGAGUUUCCACUGAAGCCACUGGGGCGUGGGAUGCAUCGGAUGGGAUAAGAUGAAAAACGGUGGACAAAUAUGUCAAGAGAGUGGGAGCUAGAGAUCUAGAAAAAAUAUUAUGUCCUUAUUAAAUGAUAAGGAAAACAUGGCGAACUCAAGUUCUCCACUUGCAGCUCCUCCUAUGACCUCCGCUCAAGCUCACCGCGCUGAGAUCCUGGAAAAUCCACUCCGGACCUAUCUCCUGGGAAUCAUAAUCUCCAUAUGUGGGAAUGUCCUCAUCAGUAUUUCACUCAACAUACAGAAAUAUGCCCAUGUCCGUCAGGCUCAGCGUGGCUCCAAGCCCUAUUACACCUCUGUGAUGUGGUGGUGUGGUGUGGUUCUCAUGGGUGUAGGGGAGCUGGGGAACUUUGCUGCCUACGGCUUUGCCCCAGCAUCGCUCAUAGCCCCGCUGGGCUGUGUUUCUGUCAUAGCCAGCGCUGUCAUAUCUGUGGUUUUCCUCAAGGAGACACUGCGCGCCUCUGACAUUGUUGGUGGAACUCUGGCAAUAACAGGAACGUAUGUCCUUGUGACCUUUGCCCCCCACACUUCCACACACAUCACAGCCCACCUGGUCCAGUACUACGCCGUCAGCUGGCACUUUGUGCUUUACCUCUUUAUAGAGGUCAUCGUCUUUUGCAUCCUGCUCUAUCUGUACAAGAGGAGGAAUGUGAAGCACAUCGUCAUUGUGAUGCUGCUGGUGGCCUUGCUCGCCUCUCUGACAGUCAUUUCAGUGAAAGCUGUGUCAGGGAUGAUCACAGAGUCAAUAAAAGGCCAGCUGCAGCUCAUCUACCCCAUCUUCUACGUCAUGCUUGUUGUCAUGGUCGCCUCCUGCGCGUUCCAGAUCAAAUUUCUCAAUCAGGCAAUGAAAAUGUUUGAUGCCACAGAGGUGGUCCCUAUCAACUUUGUGUUUUUCACCGCAAGUGCCAUUGUUGCAGGGAUAGUAUUUUACCAGGAAUUUGAAGGCCUGGCUUUACUGAACAUUUUUAUGUUUCUUUUUGGUUGUCUUCUGUCCUUCCUUGGAGUUUUCCUGAUAGCCCGAAACAGGCCAAAAAUAAAGCAUCAAGAUCGCAAUUUUAUCGCAAUGGAUAGGAUUCCUGGGAUAAGGCACACAGACAAAGUGCAACCUGAGGCGAAGACUCAGACAUACGGAUCGCUGGCAGCCAAACUCAUGUGCAACAGAGCUGGCCAAACAGAAGAUUCAUAGGACCUCCAUCUGUUGGGACUGUAAAUUUGUGGAUUUGUGUGCAUGCUUGUUUCUGCGUACCUCAGUAAAAUCUUCAUAGAUACAAAUGGUUGGCAUCAAUUCAAACCAGAGCCAGCUGAGCGUCAGUAUUUGUGGCCAUAUUGGUCUCGACUUUGUCAAAAUGCCAAGUAUUCCCUUUCAGUAUCCUAGAAGAUUUUCUCUUUUGUCAAACGUAUUUCCAACAGGGUUGUCAGGGAUAACUGAUUUGACUCUAAAUGAGAUGAAACCUCAGGAUCACAGCGCAACAUCAAAUGGCCGACCAGCAAUAAUUUCCUUCCAAUAUAACAAAUGCAUUAUGUUAAUCAGUAGAAUAAAUUGGUCUGUGUGUGAUCAGCUGUAAAUAAACAAGGACAAAAUCCGAUAUUUCAA
This is a messenger RNA of Micropterus salmoides (largemouth bass), 1666 nucleotides long. Its product is annotated as NIPA-like protein 2. Bases 134 to 1258 code for a protein of 374 amino acids. The transcript has 11 exons. Gene Ontology annotation, biological process: magnesium ion transport. Gene Ontology annotation, molecular function: magnesium ion transmembrane transporter activity. NCBI's taxonomy places the organism in Eukaryota, Metazoa, Chordata, Actinopteri, Centrarchiformes, Centrarchidae. The record is from RefSeq and is a predicted model, not a curated record. Gene Ontology annotation, cellular component: membrane.